Thamnophis sirtalis is the source of this 543-nucleotide messenger RNA. The record is from RefSeq and is a predicted model, not a curated record. NCBI's taxonomy places the organism in Eukaryota, Metazoa, Chordata, Lepidosauria, Squamata, Natricidae.
AUGACAGACAGUGCAAGAGAGGGGAAGGAUAUGUUUGUGUGCCUCUAUGAUUGGAAGGUUCAGAAGAAGGAAAGUGGUCAACGGUAUAAAUCAUAUCUGGACUUCACAGGCCUGGAUUUAAAGCUUUUCUGGAAUUUUUAUAGUAAACUUCACCAAAACCCAAGAGAAGAAUGCAUUGAUGCCCAGGCCGUGCUCUUACAGCUUCUUCAGAGUUGUUUCUCAAUGCUUACAUCAGAUCCCAAGGCUGCAAAGACUGAGAAAGCUGCUCAGAAAACAACACUUGAAAGUACAGAAGCAGCAGAGGAACUUUAUAAACAUUUGUGUGAAGUUGUUAACAGUGACAGUGAGUCCACACCAUUGAAGACUCUGAAGCAGGAAGUGACUAACACAUUACUCAAUGGAGCAGCCAUCUUUUUCCCCCAUAGACAUACCAGGCGGGAGCAGCUCUUUGCAAUGCUGAAUAAUAUUACAGAGCAGAAACACAAGCCAUCUGCGCAACUUACUUUCAAAUCACUUUGUGCUUAUUUUAGAUCAUCAGAAUGA